AUGCUGACCCGCCUGUUCAGCGAGCCCGGCCUUCUCUCGGACGUGCCCAAGUUCGCCAGCUGGGGCGACGGCGACGACGACGAGCCGAGAAGCGACAAGGGCGACGCGCCACCGCAGCCACCUCCGGCUCCCGGGUCGGGGGCUCCAGGACCCGCUCGGGCCUCCAAGCCAGUGUCCCUUCGUGGAGAAGAGGUCCCCGAAGCCGCGUUGGCCGAAGUCAAGGAGGAAGGCGAGCUGGGUGGUGAGGAGGAGGAGGAAGAGGAGGAGGAGGAAGGGUUGGACGAAGCGGAAGGCGAGCGGCCCAAGAAGCGCGGGCCGAAGAAACGCAAGAUGACCAAGGCGCGUCUGGAGCGCUCCAAGCUGCGGCGACAGAAGGCCAACGCGCGGGAGCGCAACCGCAUGCACGACCUGAACGCCGCGCUGGACAACCUGCGCAAGGUGGUACCCUGCUACUCCAAGACGCAGAAGCUGUCCAAGAUCGAGACGCUGCGCCUGGCCAAGAACUACAUCUGGGCUCUCUCGGAGAUCUUGCGCUCCGGAAAGCGGCCGGAUCUGGUGUCCUACGUGCAGACUCUGUGCAAGGGGCUGUCGCAACCCACCACAAAUCUGGUGGCUGGCUGCCUGCAGCUCAACUCUCGUAACUUCCUCACAGAGCAGGGCUGGGCGGUGCGCGGGGGCGUCCACUCCGAGAAUCUCUUGUCUUACGAUAUGCACCUUCACCACGACCGGGGCCCCAUGUACGAGGAGCUCAACGCGUUUUUCCAUAACUGA
Messenger RNA from Cricetulus griseus (Chinese hamster), 771 nucleotides. Lineage: Eukaryota; Metazoa; Chordata; Mammalia; Rodentia; Cricetidae. The record is from RefSeq and is a predicted model, not a curated record.